Messenger RNA from Phasianus colchicus (ring-necked pheasant), 428 nucleotides. The record is from RefSeq and is a predicted model, not a curated record. Lineage: Eukaryota; Metazoa; Chordata; Aves; Galliformes; Phasianidae.
AGUCGCCGCGGCCACCGGAAGCCGGCUCUUUCUCUUCCUUUCCGGUGGCGGAGGCUCCUCGCGUCAUGGCGUUGUUUGAGCAGAUGAGGGCCAACGUGGGCAAAUUAUUGCGGGGAAUCGACCGGUACAACCCCGAGAACCUGGCGACGUUGGAGCGUUACGUGGAGACGCAGGCUAAGGAGAAUGCCUACGAUCUGGAGGCCAACCUGGCUGUGCUGAAGCUGUACCAGUUCAACCCCGCCUUCUUCCAGACCACGGUGACAGCGCAGAUCCUGCUCAAGGCCCUCACCAACCUCCCCCACACCGACUUCACCCUUUGCAAGUGCAUGAUCGACCAGGCCCACCAGGAGGAACGGCCCAUCCGGCAGAUCCUUUACCUGGGGGAGCUGCUGGAGACUUGUCAUUUCCAAUCGUUCUGGGUGAGUCUU